GUACAUUUCGAUCACCUAGAGUCCGAAGAGAUUUCGUGAUUUUUGUCAAAUUCGGAUUAAUUAACCUCAAUAAACUGUUUAAACCGGGUUUAGAGGAACAAUUAAUUUAUGAACUAUGGGUGUAAAUGGCCUUUGGAAAUUAUUGGAGCCAGUUGGCCGGUCAAUCAAUAUGGAAUCUCUUGAAAAUAAAACACUUGCUGUUGAUGUCAGUUUAUGGCUUAACCAGGCUCUUUAUGGGAUGAAAAAUCAGCAUGGAAGUUCCAUCCCAAAUGCUCAUCUUGUACUUCUUUUUCAAAGAAUUUGCAAGCUACUCUAUUAUAGAAUAAAACCAAUUUUUGUUUUUGAUGGUGGUGUUCCAGAACUUAAGAAAAAGACAUUGGCUGUACGUAGAACAAUGCGAUUGACUGCACAGACCAAAGCUCAAAAAUUAUCAGAAAAAGUUUUGAAAAAAUACCUGAAAUCUCGUGCAAUUGGAAGUGUAACUGGACGUAAAAGCCAACGAUCAUCAAUAAACGCCUUAGAUGAAAAUGUAUCAGAAAAAGAUUUAUUUGAAUUACCGCCAUUACCAGAUGAGAUUCAAACCACCAGCGCAGUUCAAGAUGAAUCUUUCCUCGGUUCGCAUCAUAUACAGGAUACCACUGAUGUUAAUAUAGACUCUGAAGAAUUUCGAAGUCUACCUUACGAAAUUCAACACGAAAUGAUCGUUGAAAUGCACGAGAAAAGCAAACGACAUUCACGUUAUGAAGAGAUUGAUAUGCCUGAGGAAUCAGAUGAUUUUUCCAAUUUUCAACUCAACCAUCUUUUGAAACGUGGAAAGUUGACUCAGAGAUUAGGAACACUGCGAAAAGUAAUGAACGAUAAACGAGCUGGAGAACUUGUCUACGACGUUGUUGAUGGCGAUGUGAACUCAAAAUAUGUUGUUGAGUCACAGAAAAUAAUGUCUGAAGAUACAGCUCAAUACAUCUUAAUCAAGCGAAACGAGGCACAUCAGACUAAAAUAGUAAAUAAUGAAGAGACGCAAAUGGCGGGAGGUUUCUUUCCUGAAGAUUAUGUGAAUAGCAACAUGGAUGUUCAACCAUUUGUUUUGAAAGACUUACCUAAAGUUUCUUGUGCAUUGAUGCGGUAACUGUGGAUUCUACUGCAGAUGAAGAAGCAAGUGAUGAGGUGCAAGGUGUUCCCAUUAAUGCAAAUCUAACUGAAGCGCCGAAGCAUUCAGAAACAACAUUUGAACGUGAAAUUCCACAAGAAUUCGCUUUGAAUCCUUUACGUGAAGCCUGUAAUUCUUCCUAUUCUGAAACACAAAGUUCAUAUGACAUUACUGGAAGACUAAAGGACGUGACUAGAAAAGAUAGAAAUUCGGAAUCAGCUGUGUGGAAGAAUGAGGCAUUAAUUUGUUCAAACGAUAAGCUUAAUUCGAAAUGCGCUGAUGAAAAAACUGAU
This is a messenger RNA of Xenia sp. Carnegie-2017, 1440 nucleotides long. Its product is annotated as DNA excision repair protein ERCC-5-like. The transcript is spliced from 8 exons. Gene Ontology annotation, cellular component: nucleus. The coding region runs from base 116 to 1126 and encodes 336 amino acids. Gene Ontology annotation, molecular function: DNA endonuclease activity; single-stranded DNA binding. The record is from RefSeq and is a predicted model, not a curated record. NCBI's taxonomy places the organism in Eukaryota, Metazoa, Cnidaria, Anthozoa, Malacalcyonacea, Xeniidae. Gene Ontology annotation, biological process: nucleotide-excision repair.